Schistocerca gregaria is the source of this 3189-nucleotide messenger RNA. RefSeq lists its product as uncharacterized. The record is from RefSeq and is a predicted model, not a curated record. Gene Ontology annotation, cellular component: presynaptic membrane. Gene Ontology annotation, biological process: neuromuscular synaptic transmission; clustering of voltage-gated calcium channels; neuron-neuron synaptic transmission. The coding region runs from base 194 to 1627 and encodes 477 amino acids. Lineage: Eukaryota; Metazoa; Arthropoda; Insecta; Orthoptera; Acrididae. The transcript is spliced from 7 exons.
AGUACCGACUUGAGUGCCGUGCGAGGAGGUCGCUGUUUACUCAUUCACUUCGCCGCAGCGUCACAAGUUUUUCGGAGUGUAUCCCUUCAGUGGUGUUUGUGACUUUCUGUGUGUGUAACAUCACCGUUGGCUCGCCUCGUCUUCGUUGGUUGUGUGACUGACCGCUGCCUAGUCCACACCUGUUUGUUUUCUCAUGGCGUCCAAGAGUGUUCCACGUAAAGUGAUAUUAGGCUGCGUGUGGACAGCCAUGUCGGUGCCAGCCAGCGACAUGUGGAAGGAGACGCGUGUGGCCGCUGGGACCGAGCCUCUGUGCCGGCAGCAACAGGCCUGGCCCACGUCGGCUGCUAGCAGAGAAAAGCGGAAGGCGUCUGCGCAGGACGUGCUGGCGGCGCCCCUGUGGCAGGAGCACCAGCCGGCGGCAGCUGCCGACGAGAAGUGGAGCGCCUCCUGCGAGGAUCCGGCUGCGCAGCCCCUGUGGCAGGAGCAGGGGCAGGGGCAGGUGCCGGCGGAGUACCUGCAGCUGCAGCGGCGGCGGGGGCGGCGGGGGCGGCUGCCGGGGCGCCUGCUGGCGGUGGCGGACGCGCUGCUGGCGUCGCUGGUGAUCGCGCCGCUGGUGGUCACCACCUGGGUCGGCGUCUGGACGCUGGAGGAGACGCACCAGCUGCCCGCCGUGCCUUGUUUCCUGGCCGCCCUCGCCGUCCACCUCACGCUCGCGCUCAUACAGGACUACCUGCCGCGGCGGCUGCCUGCGCGCUCGGACGACUUCCGGACGGCGUCGCGCGGCUACACGCUGCUGCUGGCGGUCAUGUGCAUCACGCAGUGGCGAUCCGGAUGGGCGACUGCCAAACCGCUGGACCUGCGCGCCACCCUCCUAUUGUCCGCCGUCUGCCUCGUAGCCCUGCUGUGCGUGCGUUCGACCAAGGGCCUGCUCACGCCGCCCUUCUUCGUCUUCUUGGACCGCCACGGCGAGUUUUUCGCCAUCUCCACCAGGUUCCGCACGUCGAGGUCGCAGCACGGCGUGCUGUGGGUUCUGGACUGCGCCUUCAGCGUGCUCGUCGUGGGCAACCUGAUCGUGUUCACGUGGCGCGGCGUCUGGACGCUGCUCGACCUCUACCUCUACCCCGACGACCAACUGUGGUCUGCCAUCGCCUCGCUGGUGCUGGGCUACGGCGUGGUGCUGGUGGCGUUCGCGCUGCAGCUGCCGCUCAGCCUGGCGGUGGGCCGCCUGCAGGGGGCGUCCCGGCUGCUGGCCGCAGACCUCUACCACCUCGUCUCCUUCUUCGGCACCGUCAACGUCUGGCGGGGCGUCUGGAACGUCCUCGAGAUCUUCCUCCUAGAAGAGUACCCGGAGCUGGGCUGCUGGGUGUGCGCGACGCUGCCGCUGUUCCUGCUGAUGCUGCUGGGCUGCGGCAACUCGGUGCUGGUGAGGGGCGUCUUCAUAGACGGUGAGGAGCCGGGCGGCCGCUGCAUCAUCUUCCCCUGCAAGUACCUGCGCGCAUACCUGCAGGAUCGCAAACAAAAGAAACGAGAGAAGAGGAGGCAGCAGCUAGCAGAGCAGAUGGUUAACAGCGCAAAUCACGCCACGUCUUUGCCGACGUUCGUCAAUCCACCGGAGACAACUCUGUGAAGAGACGAUGGCAACAAAUCCAACUGCGCGCCACCUCGGCGGCUGCUUCGGCAAACAGCAGUCGUUCGUUCCCCGCGUCCCCGACAGAUGCCACCACGCUCAGAGGCGAGGUGAUAAAAGAGCUGCGGUUGGCGCCCACAGGCUGUGCUCGACGAAUAGAUGGGCGAAGGAAAACACUUGACAUUCCGAACUAAACCGCAACAUUCCGAGGCAACUUUAACACUCAUUUUAGUAUAUAACGAUCAAGCGUGAUAAACCAUUCUUUUGGAGAAACCCACUUAAACAAUGAAGUUACACAAUCUUUCUUCGAUAUUAAUGUACUUUGCCGGUCUUUAGCUGUUUUCAAGAUAACGACAGUUCUCCUUGCAGCACAAAGCUGAUGCUUUUCUAAAUGUAUAGUUAAUUCUGAUUUUAAAAAAUGAAAGCACUAAAAUAGCUCUCAAUUCCGGACGUAAAGAUGCAGAAUUGUCACACGCAAUAUAUUACGAAAAGUAUUGUUCCUCAUAGCCACUUUAUAAGGUUGUGUGUCCGCGUUUACACACAUAGAGCAGCACUGAUUAUCCAUGACAAUAAAAAUGGGCGCCAUAUAUAUUCUCCACGUUUCUUUAAGAAUAUUUUAGGAUAAUAAAUCACGGAAUAAAAAUGUAGAAAAAGAAAUUUCGGAACCGUUAACCAUACCCUUAUAAAGGGGUUUUGCGGCGAAAGCUCACAUGUGUCGUAGAGCCGUAUAAUGAAUAUCACUUACAGCGGCUCAAGCAGCAAAUAUCUCUGAGACAUUCGUAUGUGCAAUCCAUGAUUUAAAAAGGGCAUUGUUUAAGGCGAUGCAUUAUGAAGUCUGCAGCAGGACUUGCACAUAGAUAUGUAACAGCUAAUCGUUUUCAGCUUGUUGGAAAAUAAUGGGUACACAGCGCACAGUAUAAACCGUUUCGAAGAAGAUCGACCAUUAUUUUCCAAAGCGCGUUUUGUGAUACUUAUGUACAUAAUGUAUGAUUUACAUUAUAAUUUAUUCAAUAAAUCUCAAACUUCAAUUAAGCUAAACGUCCCUCAUUACUUAAUACAUUAGAGUAUCUUGUGAUUAAAAAACUUUGGAAAUUGGGAUAGAUAUUCAUAUUUACCGUUACGGAACACAUAGAUCAAAAAAUUUAAAAGACACAGACCAAAAAAGAAAUCCCUCAUUUUCUCAUACUUGGAGAAAAUGUCAUCGUUUUCAAUAAACAGAGAAAGUGACGUUCUUUUAGCGGUGAACCUAAAUGGUGUUAAAUUUCAUCUUCAAUAAACAAUUUCUUGAAUAACAUCUUUAACCAGACUUACAAUAGUUACAGAAUGCUGAACAUAUCGCAAAAUAUUGUGCAAAUAGUAUAUUACGUUCGUCCUAAGCAAUAUGGAUACUCAAAAAACUCCUUGCAUAUUCUGCCCCAUAGUAUUAAAAGAGAUUCAGUCCUAUAAAGUUCAGUAAGCAAAAUAGACGGUUGUUUCGAAUAACGCUUGAUAGAUGGUAUAUGUUAAUAUUUCAUGUUGUUUUUAUGUAUUGUUAACAACUAAAUAAAAAGAUUUAUUUUGAA